AUGAGAUUAAAUUUAUUAGAGAUCAAAAAAGUAGAAAAUUAUAUAACUCUACUUCAUUUCUUAUUAUUAUCUUGGGAUAUUGAACCAUCAGAUAUACAAGAUCCAGAGUAUUUUUCAAUAGGGCAUGAAGAAAUAUCAUAUAUCUAUAUGAUACAGAUGGAUAUUUACUGGGUUUCUAAAUCAUUACCUAUUCAACUAUUUUGUUUAACAACUCUACCUAUUAAUCAAGAAUUAUUUUUCUCAAAAUACAAUAUAUGUUCACCUGAUAAUUUUUAUUUUCUUCAAUUUGAUAUGAAAAUUGGUCUUUUGUUAGGAUUUGCACAGAUUUUCUAUAAUUUUAAAUCUGAUUUUGAAUUAGGCUACAAUAUCAUUUGGGCCAAAAAAGCAUUUCUUACUAAAAUCAAGAAUAUUCUUAAUAAUGUUUUAUUACGUUGUAGUCUUGAAGGCAAGAUUGAUCUUCCUCAUAUUCCUAGUAAUUCUUCUAACCUCAAAUUAAUGUUUAUUUAUGUAAAUGCAAUAAAAUUCAAAGACAACCAAUCAAAAUUAGAGGAUUUCACCACCUAA
Messenger RNA from Dentiscutata heterogama, 564 nucleotides. The record is from the annotation of a GenBank genome assembly. Lineage: Eukaryota; Fungi; Glomeromycota; Glomeromycetes; Diversisporales; Gigasporaceae.